AACCGAAACCCGGUACGAGAUCGGGACGGUUAACAAAUAAUAACUGGAAUUUGCUAUAAAGAAAGAAAGACCGGUUUACGAGAGAAGAAGAUUUAUGUCAAAAACUCGCGAAUCGUGAGAUUGUUCUCUAGAAAUGGCGAGUUUCGAGAAAUUCGAACCCAUAUUUGGAGAAGUCGUACCCGAACGUUCGGAUCCGGGUUCGGAUCUUCUCCGGCGAUGUCUCUUCCACGUCUACGCUUCCGAUUUGUAUAACUUAACAGUCCAUGUCACUGACUUCAUCUCCGGCGUCUGGACGACUAUCCUCUCCGUCUCGCAGCUAGACGAUAUGAGGGAUACUGUGGGGAUUGGUGGUUCGUGGUCGGAGUUCCUCGAUUAUACUGUUGCUUCCUUGAAAUCCGACAAUGUGAAGCUUCUCUUGGGAGCAAAUUCAGUUUCAAACGGUAUUGAGACUGCGAGAUUAGUUUCUCAGAAAGCUAAAGGAAUGCCUCGCGUAAUCGUUCCUUUAACAAAGAUGGUGGACUCAUCUGCUAGUGAAGCUAUGGCAAAUCUGUCUCUUGAGUUGUUCAGAGCAUUGAAGAGCAAGCAGCACCUACGAGGAGAAGUGAGUUCUUCAGCUGCAGCAACUGAUGAAAAGGAUAAGAGGGAUGCUACUCAUAACCAAGUGGAACGAUACUCUGGAAAGUUAGAUGUUAUGGCUCCAUCAACAGAUAACCGGCAAGACUCUCCCGCCAAGCAAUCUGCCCGAGAAGGUAACACAACAAAACCUGUUAAACGAGUACCUGCUCACCGGAGAACCCGUAAACGGGGUGCCUUUCUGCAGGAUUCAGAAGAAGAGGAUGGCUGAUUGGAACAGAACAUAAUGAUAGCCGACACUUUAAACCCAUCAUCAGCUUUUAGUAACAAACUGAAUCGCCUGGGGAGUUAUGCUUUAUGCUCAUGAUAAUUUCCCAGGUCCUUUUUUUACUCCUCUUUUGGUGAUUCGAUUUUCUGAAAAGAAUCUGUAAGGUUAACAUAGAUUCCUUGUGGACACAUGUUAGAAGUUUUUGAAAGUUGAAAAAGGAAGUAAAAUCGAAUCCUCCUU
Arabidopsis arenosa is the source of this 1081-nucleotide messenger RNA. The record is from the annotation of a GenBank genome assembly. Lineage: Eukaryota; Viridiplantae; Streptophyta; Magnoliopsida; Brassicales; Brassicaceae.